AAGAAAAAGGAGAGCAAUGGAGGCUAGUUUGGGAAUUUGGGGGAAAAAAAUCCAGAGAUGAUGUUAAAGGAUGCAAAUGAAUUGAAAAAGGAUGAGGGAGAUCGCGGAGCGAAUUGAGAGGUUAUCUCAGAGCACCGGAAGUGAAAAGAGUACGAAGAUGUCGGUGUCGGCUAUAUUUGUCUCCAGGUUGUCGACUGCGCCUCAAUCCUCGCCGUCGUUCGGAAGAGGCGGCGGCGAGAAUUGGAGAAAGGGAAGUGCAAGAGUCGGAAUGGAGGGAGAUGGGUUGGCGAUAGAGUGCUCGUCGAGGCCGAAUAAGAAGGCGACGGCGCACCACAUGAAGACGAGGCCGAAGAAGACGCAGCCGUGGGAUAUAAAGCGGAAGCCGACGGCGUACCCUCCGUUGCCGCCGCUGCCUCCUGAUUGGACUCUGGUUUCCCCUGCUGCGCCCGAAGUGUCCUCGGAUGCACCUCCUACUUCACAACCAGCAACCGCUGGUUAGUCAGUAAUCGCAUUCUCAUUCUUGUGUUUGACAUGUUGUAUUUAACGCUGCUGCUGCUGCUUGUUAUUGCAUUUGUGUUUCCCCUUCCCGUUAAUUUCUCGCGAGACCCUCUUUUGCAUGAGGAAAAAGUUUUAUUUACACGCCCACUGUGGCUAGUCGUUACUAAUUUAGUUCAUAGUUUGUGUGAA
Molecule: messenger RNA, 687 nt
Organism: Prosopis cineraria
Lineage: Eukaryota; Viridiplantae; Streptophyta; Magnoliopsida; Fabales; Fabaceae
Product: 50S ribosomal protein 6, chloroplastic
Exons: 1
Coding region: 92-499 (135 amino acids)
Biological process (GO): translation
Cellular component (GO): chloroplast; ribosome
Molecular function (GO): rRNA binding; structural constituent of ribosome
Source: RefSeq, a predicted model, not a curated record